This is a messenger RNA of Macroventuria anomochaeta, 1348 nucleotides long. RefSeq names its product inositol monophosphatase. The transcript is spliced from 4 exons. Gene Ontology annotation, biological process: inositol metabolic process; signal transduction; phosphatidylinositol phosphate biosynthetic process. The record is from RefSeq and is a predicted model, not a curated record. Gene Ontology annotation, molecular function: inositol monophosphate 1-phosphatase activity. The coding region runs from base 57 to 1061 and encodes 334 amino acids. Lineage: Eukaryota; Fungi; Ascomycota; Dothideomycetes; Pleosporales; Didymellaceae.
AUGGAAUCAUCAAUGAGCACCUGUCAUCCAUCUUCACACUCCUUCGCACUUUCGUAAUGUCUGAGUUCUCUAGAGAAGAGCUCGAUGAGAUCUAUGCGUUCGCCGUUGAGCUUGGGAAGCGGGCGGGUCAGAUGUUGAGGGAUGCCGCACAAUUGAGAAUGGACGGAGGCGGCGGGACGAAAGCGCAGGAUGAGCAUGUGCAAAAGAUGAAUGCAGUCGAUCUGGUCACCGAAACGGAUGAGGAUGUGGAAGCUUUCAUCAAGACCCAGAUCACACAGAAGUACCCUUCACACAAAUUCGUGGGCGAAGAAUCAUAUUCGAAGGGUGCGAGUCGCGACUACCUCAUUGAUGAAAGCCCUACGUGGUGCGUUGACCCGUUGGAUGGUACUGUCAACUACAUCCACCUGUUCCCGAUGUUCUGCGUCUCGAUCGCUUUCAUCCACAGAAGCAAGCCCCUCAUCGGUAUUAUCUACGCUCCGUUUAUCAACCAAUUCUUCUCUUCGUGCGCUGGUCGCGGAGCCUUCUUGAACGGAACGCAGCAACUGCCGCUUAUUCGCAACCCCAUUGCACCUAUGCCGGAAAAGGCGCCAGCAGGCUGUGUGUUCUCGUGCGAGUGGGGCAAGGAUAGGAGAGACAUUCCGGAUGGCAACAUGCACCGCAAGAUUGAGAGUUUCGUCAACAUGGCAGCUGAGCUUGGUGGAAGGUCAGGCAGAGGUGGAAUGGUACACGGUGUUAGGAGCCUGGGAAGUGCGACAUUAGACCUAGCUUACGUUGCGAUGGGAUCUUUUGAUAUCUGGUGGGAAGGUGGAUGCUGGGAGUGGGACGUCGCGGCAGGUGUUGCAAUCCUGCUCGAAGCAGGAGGCCUGAUGACAACCGCAAACCCACCUGCAGACGAAGCUACAUGCCCAAUACCAGAUGUUAAGCUGGGGAGCCGGCUGUACCUCGCCAUUCGACCAGCCGGACCUUCACCCACAGAGACUGGACGCCAGAGCCAAGAGAGGACUGUCCGAGAAGUAUGGCGACGUGUACGAAACUUAGAUUACUCACGCCCAGGCGCGUAAUGCACACAGCAUGUCUAGAGCAGCUCCCCAUUCCCCUCGCAUGGAGCUCAGCAUCUUCCAAAUUAACGAAACCGACUUCGAACGCUCAACAACGCUCAGCAACGCUCAGCAACGCUCAGCAACGCUCAAGAUUCAGUACCGAUAGUAUUGCGCGACAAACCAUUUACGAAGUACAGCGCGUCAUUUUCAUGGUACCGAAGAUUAUCCAGAGGUCUAGCCCGGUUGACUGCAGCCGCGACGUCACGCUUAAAGUCACAUCCAGGUGGCGAAUCAUCGUCAUGGCCCAG